Messenger RNA from Ochotona curzoniae (black-lipped pika), 5598 nucleotides. It is a transcript of the gene IBTK, whose product is annotated as inhibitor of Bruton tyrosine kinase. Gene Ontology annotation, cellular component: nucleoplasm; cytoplasm. The transcript is spliced from 29 exons. The record is from RefSeq and is a predicted model, not a curated record. Gene Ontology annotation, biological process: negative regulation of protein phosphorylation. Gene Ontology annotation, molecular function: protein tyrosine kinase inhibitor activity; protein kinase binding. NCBI's taxonomy places the organism in Eukaryota, Metazoa, Chordata, Mammalia, Lagomorpha, Ochotonidae. Bases 559 to 4620 code for a protein of 1353 amino acids.
CCCCACCCCUUAGCCGGCUCCGGUAGUCGCGGCUGGAGCUCCAGCUGUCUUCAGAGCUCUCGUGCGUCUGGGGACCGCCCCACUCUGGCGCCCUUGGGUGUCUUCUGUUUCCUUCACUGAGAAUGAGUCGCUGCGCUGCUGUGUGUCGACCCCGCGGAGACCACCGGCGCAGUUUCAUCUAGCGACUGGUCAUCUUUGCAAUUAUGGAUUUUUAAACGGGAUCAGACAGUGUGGAGGGGGACUUCCCCUCCUCACUCCCCCUUGGUGCUUGACUGCAGGAAUAAUUUAUAGACUGAGGAAUUUUUUAAAUGAAUAAAUUGUAUUUUAUAUGAACUUUAUAGAGCUAUUUGUAUUUUUUUGAUUUAAGUGCCAAAAAUAUACAAAUAUAUAGUUUUAUAUUAAUGCCGUGAGGAUUUAUAUUAUAAGCCAAGAAGGGCCAUUUAUUCUCUGUGAUUCUUCCUAAGUAGCACUUUGUGUCCUGACUUCUUCAUUAAACAAAAAAAAAAAAUAGUCUUAACGGACUAUUCUGAAGAAGUGAGCAAUAUAAAAGCCAUUAGGAUGAAUUCUUCCAUCCCUGACUGCACAUCAAAGUGUCAGUCACUGAGGCAUGCUUUGGAUGUCAUUUCUGUGGUAACCAAGGGGAGUGAAAACCAGAUUAAAGCUUUUCUCUCAAGUCAUUGUUACAAUGCUGCAACUAUUAAAGAUGCUUUUGGAAGGAAUGCCCUGCACCUUGUUUGUUCUUGCGGAAAGAAAGGAGUGCUAGAUUGGCUUAUUGAGAAAGGAGUGGAUCUGUUGGUGAAAGACAAGGAGUCAGGCUGGACAGCAUUGCACAGAAGCAUUUUUUAUGGACAUAUUGAUUGUGUUUGGGCUCUGUUAAAGCAUGGAGUUAGUCUGUAUAUUCAAGAUAAAGAAGGCUUGUCAGCUUUGGAUCUUAUAAUGAAGGAUAGACCAAGACAUGUAGUAUUCAAGAAUACUGAUCCCACAGAUGUCUACACUUGGGGUGACAAUACUAAUUUUACUCUGGGUCACGGAAGCCAGAAUAGCAAGCAUCAUCCAGAGCUGGUGGAUCUUUUCUCCAGGAGUGGUGUUUACAUCAAGCAGGUAGUACUUUGCAAGUUUCAUUCAGUUUUUUUGUCCCAGAAAGGUCAAGUGUACACCUGUGGUCAUGGCCCUGGAGGACGUUUAGGCCAUGGAGAUGAACAGACAUGCUUGGUUCCCAGACUUGUGGAAGGAUUGACUGGUCAUAAUUGUUCACAAGUAGCAGCUGCUAAGGAUCAUACUGUUGUGUUAACUGAAGAUGGGUGUGUUUAUACAUUUGGUCUAAAUAUUUUUCAUCAGUUGGGAAUUAUUCCUCCACCUGCUAGUUGUAAUGUACCCAGACAGAUACAGGCAAAGUACCUGAAAGGACGGACAGUCAUUGGAGUAGCAGCAGGCAGGUUUCACACAGUGCUGUGGACACGAGAAGCUGUUUACACUAUGGGACUCAAUGGUGGACAGCUAGGCUAUUUGCUAGAUCCCAAUGGAGAAAAAUGUGUGACUGCUCCUCGUCAAGUUUCCGCUCUGCAUCAUAAGGACAUUGCUCUGUCUUUGGUUGCCGCAAGUGAUGGGGCAACUGUCUGUGUUACCACAAGGGGAGACAUUUAUUUGCUUGCAGAGUACCAGUGCAAGAAGAUGGCUUCUAAGCAGCUGAACUUGAAAAAGAUUCUUGUGUCUGGUGGUCGUAUGGAAUAUAAGGUUGAUCCUGAACAUUUGAAAGAGAAUGGGGGUCAAAAAAUUUGCAUUCUUGCAAUGGAUGGUGCUGGAAGGGUGUUUUGCUGGAGAUCAGUAAGCAGUUCUCUGAAGCAAUGUCGUUGGGCUUAUCCACGCCAAGUCUUCAUUUCUGACAUUGCUUUAAAUAGAAAUGAAAUUCUCCUUGUCACGCAAGAUGGGGAAGGAUUUAAAGGGAAAUGGUUUGAAGAAAAAAGAAAGAGUUCUGAAAAGAAAGAGAUUUUAUCAAGCAUUCAUAAUUCCUCCUCAGAUUUGUCUUGUACUUCUGAUACAAAUACUGUAUAUGAAAGAAUUCGGCUUGAGAAAAUCACUUUUGCCCAUAGAGCUGUUAGUGUCAGCACAGAUCCAAGUGGAUGUAACUUUGCAAUACUGCAGUCAGACCCUAAAACAAGCCUUUAUGAAAUUCCAGCUGUGUCUUCAUCAUCCUUUUUUGAGGAAUUUGGCAAACUGUUGAGGGAAACAGAUGAAAUGGACAGUAUUCACGAUGUGACAUUUCAAGUUGGCAAUAGAAUCUUCCCUGCACAUAAAUAUAUUUUGGCAGUCCGUUCUGAUUUUUUUCAAAAAUUGUUUCUCUCGGAUGGCGCUACAUUGGAAUUUACAGAUAUUUACCGAAAAGAUGAAGAUUCUGCAGGAUGCCCUCUUUUUGUGGUCGAAAAGGUUCAUCCUGACUUGUUCGAAUAUCUUUUACAGUUCACAUAUACAGAUACUUGUGACUUUUUAACUCAUGGAUUCAAACCAAGAAUGUACUUAAACAAAAAACCAGAAGAGUAUCAGGGUAUUUUGCAUUCUCGUGUAAAUAAAAUGAAUGGUCAUUCUGAUGAUAAUCGAAAGUCAACAUUAGAAAUGUUUGAAAAUAAUCAAGCUCAGACAGUUACUGAAAGGCAGAAGAGCAAACCAAAAUCUUCUAAGAAAGGAAAAGGUUUUGGAGAAGAUGAUCCUGUAAAAAUGUUGCAAAAUGUUGCAAAGAAGUUUGGCUUCAGCAAUUUGAGUAGUAGGUUGGAUGGAGUUCGAUUUGAAAAUGAGAAAAUUAAUGUCGUUGCCAAGAAAACUGGUAACAAACUGAAGUUAAGUCAGAAAAAAUGUUCAUUUCUCUGUGAUGUAACCAUGAAAUCAGUGGAUGGAAAGGAAUUUCCUUGUCAUAAAUGUGUUCUUUGUGCUAGACUUGAAUAUUUUCAUAGCAUGCUGAGUAGCUCAUGGAUUGAGGCUUCCAGUUGUGCAGCCCUGGAAAUGCCAAUACAUUCUGAAAUUCUGAAAGUUGUUUUGGACUACCUCUAUACUGAUGAAGCAAUGAUGGUUAAAGAAUCUCAAAAUGUGGAUUUUAUUUGUCGUGUUCUUGUGGUGGCUGAUCAGCUUUUAAUAAUACGAUUGAAAGAGAUUUGUGAAGUGGCAUUAACUGAAAAGCUUACCCUUAAAAAUGCUGCUAUGCUACUAGAAUUUUCAGCAAUGUAUAAUGCUUUACAGUUGAAACUGUCUUGUUUACAGUUUAUGGGACUGAAUAUGGCAGCUUUACUUGAAGCAAGGUCUCUUGAUGUUUUAAGUGAGGCUGUCUUAAAGGAUCUUUCUGCAUUCUAUCGAAAAAUGAUUCCAGCAAUGGAUAGGAGGAUCAUCACACCCUAUCAAAAUGGGCCUGAUAUUAGCUAUUUGGAAGCAGAAGAUGGAGAUGUCUUUUUGAAAGAAGAAAUAAACCUGGAACAAAAUUAUUUAGAAACUACCUUCAAGAAGGCAAAAACAAAAGCUAAAAAGAAACCACGUAAGCGUUCAGACAGUUCUGGAGGAUAUAACCUUUCAGACAUUAUUCAGAGUCCACCUGUUACAGGUUUAUUAAAGGCUGAUAAAACCAGUUCUGUGGACUCCCUUCCAGAUCUGUUGACGUCAGACUCUGAAGGAAGCUAUGCAGGAAUGGGUAGUCCUAGAGAUUUACAGUCCCCGGAUUUUACAACAGGAUUUCAUUCAGAUAAAACUGAGGGUAAAGUUAAACCAUGUGUCAAUGGCACACCUCCCGCUAAUUCUAGGGAAGAUUUAAAACCCGGGGGGAAAUCAGCAGGACUUAAAAUAUCUGCUCCACAGCCUAUUCCCAGUGACAGGAUUGAUGGUACAACCUCGUCUAGUUGGGUUACUGGCUCUUUCAGCCCAGUAAGCCCUCCUGUUGUGGAUCUCCGAACAAUCAUGGAAAUAGAAGAAAGUAGACAAAAAUGUGGAGCUACACCAAAGUUAAAUCUGGGCAAAGUGAUUUCUCAUGGAAUUAAGCUUUCUCAGAAGCAACGAAAAAUGAUUGCAUUGACUACCAAAGAAAACAGUUCAGGAUUGAACAGUGUGGAAACAGUUUUAACUCCUCCUUCAAAACCCCCUAAACCAGCAAAUGUGUGGAUGUCUUCUCUGACUACAGUUUCAUCCAAGUCAUUGCGAGAUUUCUUACCAGAAGAAAAGAAAUCUGUUACUGGACAUAGUUUAGGAGAUCAUGCUAAAAAAGUUGGUUUCAAAGGAAUUGAAUAUUCUCAGGCAUCAAAAAUUGCAAGAGGCUCUCCCCAUGGUACUCCAGGACCAGAAGGAAACCAGAUAUCAGAUUUACCACUUCUAGACAGUCCCAAUCCGUGGCUGUCUUCUUCAGUGACUGCUCCUUUAGUGGUAGCUCCGGUCACUUUUGCAUCUAUUGUAGAAGAAGAAUUACAGCAGGAAGCAGCUCUUGUCAGAAGUCGAGAAAAACCCUUGGCUCUUAUUCAGGUUGAGGAGCGUGCAAUACAAGAUUUACUGGUUUUCUAUGAGGCGUUUGGCAACCCUGAUGAGUUUGUCAUUGUUGAAAGGACACCGCAGGGACCACUGGCUGUACCUAUGUGGAAUAAGCAUGGAUGCUAGUUCACUGUGAAGUUAAGAUGCAAUUUUAAUAAUUGUGAUUGUUAUAAAGAAAGGCUAUGAAAGGAAUUCCUACAGAUUUUGUUAACAGAUCCUUCUAGAUAGAAUGAGCAGCAUAUGAUGUUUGUAUGAUUAAAAUGAAAAUCAGAAUUGUGAUUUUGGUAAAUCUUUAGGUAAAACUGUUUGAAAGGAAAAUUUAUUAGGUUUAAAUUAAAUACAGAGAUGUGAGUGGAGUGUAAAAUUUUAACAGUUGUAUGUUAAAAAUAAUUUUUUUCUGAGAAUUGAGUUUAUUAAUUUAGAAGAUUUUGCAAAUGCCUGUUGUCACUGUGCUUUUUAAAAUAUGGCAUUGAAGAACUUAAAUUAGGUGCAUCAUUUAUUACUUCAGUUGGGACUAUAUUUCUUCUCCAGUUUGCAUUAGGCAAAGGAUUGCGAUAGGAAGGAAGUAAGAAUUCUGAAUGUUCAGGACAGUUUCCAAUAAGAUAGUAGUUUAUGGGAUUUGGAGUCAUUGUGUCGAUUGAUUUCUUGUGUGUCAAUUGAUUUAAUUUGAAAUAAUCAAUUUCUCAUAGUAUUAAAGCUUCUUAAAUCUGUGAUUAAAUUCAUAUAAAAAUCAAACCGUUUGGAAAUGAGUUAAUAUAUAAUUGUAAUUAUUGUUACCUUAUUGUGUAAUCAAAAGCUCUCUGAGCCUGGAUAAUAUAGAGAGGCAUAAAUUUUUUUUUCUUUAAAGAGUAGUGUUUUGUUUGUUUUUGUGUGUUGAACUUUUUAAAAGACAAAAUUCUGUGUUCCAGUACCUAAAUAAACUGGAAAGUUUAAUAUUCUACUUUCUGAAUGGUAAAACUAUGGCAAAAUAUGAGUAAUUUACUACAGUAAUUCACUUGAUGGAAAAAUGGCUGAAACUAAUGCAGAAUUUCCAGCUUUAGCCCUACUGAAAAAAAUAGCAGGCAUGUAAGCACAUGUGCAAUAAAAAAUAAUGUUGAUCUAUUU